Molecule: messenger RNA, 1323 nt
Organism: Penicillium verhagenii
Lineage: Eukaryota; Fungi; Ascomycota; Eurotiomycetes; Eurotiales; Aspergillaceae
Gene: png1
Product: peptide-N4-(N-acetyl-beta-glucosaminyl)asparagine amidase
Exons: 2
Coding region: 1-1323 (440 amino acids)
Biological process (GO): protein deglycosylation; protein quality control for misfolded or incompletely synthesized proteins; glycoprotein catabolic process
Cellular component (GO): nucleus; cytosol
Molecular function (GO): peptide-N4-(N-acetyl-beta-glucosaminyl)asparagine amidase activity
Source: RefSeq, a predicted model, not a curated record
AUGGCGGACGGCAGACAACAGCAACGGGCUCAGCCUGGCUCCAACAACUACGAUGCUACUACCCUCAGCCGUGAAUUCGAACAGUUAAUGCGCACAAAACGUUUCAACCAGCUACAAGAAUCCAGAGGUGGUUCGCGAUCCCCCGCCCCCGUCGCCAACUCGUCCCUUCCUCCGCCCUCUCGAGCACCUCCGCCGCCACCCUUUGGCGCCUCGCAUAACCCGUCUCAACCAUCACCAACUCCCAAAUCUAAUGCGCUCAAAGGUCUUCCCAUCAUGCCCGCACCACCUCAUGAUGCCGCCUCAUUGAAAUUCUUCAACUUAUUGAAGGGUCUUUCCGUCACUCCCACCAAAUAUGAGAACCCGGGUCUUUUGGACGAAGCCCUUUGCAUCAUUCCACUUGAUCGCUUGUACUCGGAAGCGGAGGAGGAGAGCCAGAUUAUGCAUGCCCAAUCAGCCAGCACAAAUGGAAAGCCGGAAUGGGGUUACCAGGAUUGUGUGAUCCGAGCAUUACUGAGAUGGUUCAAGUCUUCUUUCUUUCAGUUUGUCAACAACCCACCAUGCUCUCGUUGCCACAUGCCCACAAUCGCCCAGGGUAUGACUCCCCCCAGCCCCGAUGAAACCGCCCGAGGAGCCACUCGCGUGGAACUGUACCGCUGCUCAGAAGGCACCUGUGGUGCUUACGAACGAUUCCCCCGAUACUCCGAUGUCUGGCAAUUGUUGCAGACCCGCCGAGGCCGAGUUGGUGAAUGGGCCAAUUGCUUCAGUAUGCUGUGUCGCGCGGUCGGAGCCCGGGUUCGUUGGGUAUGGAAUUCAGAGGACCACGUCUGGACCGAGGUGUACUCAGAGCACCAGCGAAGAUGGGUUCACGUGGAUGCGUGCGAGGGCGCUUGGGAUCAGCCUCGUCUGUACACCGAGGGAUGGGGCCGCAAGAUUUCCUACUGUGUGGCCUUCUCCAUUGACGGUGCUACUGACGUGACCCGGCGCUAUGUUCGUAACUUCCCCAAGAACGGUAGCCCUCGCAUCCGCACCUCCGAAGAGGUCGUCCUCUGGUCAAUUCACGAGAUCCGACGCAAGCGCCGAGAGAACAUGUCCAAGACCGACCAGGCUCGUUUAAUCAAGGAGGAUGAACGGGAAGAGCGAGAGCUCCGGGGCUACACUGCCUCUGCUUUGGCGGCUGAGAUUAACAACCUCCUCCCGCGCAGCAUGACUGCCCGCGCUCACGAGCAGAAGCAUGCGGAUGCCCUCCAGGAAGCUUCUGGCGAGUGGGUUGCUGCUCGCGGCCACGGCCACUCGGGCCCUGACCGGUCACCUGGUGGGAGGUAA